Toxorhynchites rutilus septentrionalis is the source of this 1219-nucleotide messenger RNA. RefSeq names its product fasciclin-3-like. The record is from RefSeq and is a predicted model, not a curated record. Lineage: Eukaryota; Metazoa; Arthropoda; Insecta; Diptera; Culicidae. Bases 96 to 1181 code for a protein of 361 amino acids. The transcript is spliced from 6 exons.
ACAUUGCCUGUUGAGGCAGAAGAAUCGGAAUCAAUUUCAGUGGACAGUGAGUAAUGUUAGUUUCAAACGAAGGUUAAUCAAGCACUGUCCGGAAAAUGAUUAAAUUAAUGCUGAACAUCUUACAGCUGAUCGUAGCUUGCGUAGCAGUUGAAGUGAUAACUGAACCCAAGAGUUUGAUCGUUUCCGUUGGUCAGCAAAACGUGAAUUUAUCUUGCAAAACUCCCGAAAGACAACCAAUCGACUUCUGCAUAGUGAAUGUUCCUGGAGUUAAGGCGCCAUUUGCCAGCAGCGAGAGACUUCCGGCGCCUGUUGAAGGUAUUACUUUUUUUGGUGACGGGUGGAAAAAAGGUUCAUGUGGUGUUACAUUAGCCAGCGUCAAGCCGGAGAACGAUGGGAGCUUCGAGUGUACGAUUUCAAUCCGGGGACAGCGGCACAAGGGAUUGAUCGAUAUUGUGGUUCAAGUAUCUCCCGAACCACCGGUAAUUGAGAUUUCCCGCGCCAUAGAUCACAGCGACGGAACAUUCAACUAUGGUCAACCACUCAUAGCGAGAUGCAUCUCCAGGAAUGAUUGGCCAGGGGCCAAGCUCUCCUGGUACUUGAACGACACCCAAAUCACCGAUGGUUUGGGGGCUGUAUUUUCGGAAAAAGUUGGGCGUCAAGUAAUCGUUCAACAGUUCUUCCGUAAGUCCAUAGCCAUUGAGGACAACCGCAAGCGGUUGGUAUGUCGAGCCGAACAUGGAUCAUAUCCCCGUGGGUAUUCGGAGGUUUCGCUAUCCAUCAAGCUGAGAAAGUCAGCUAGUGAUAAAAAUGUGGUGAAUGAUAAAACUGCGGUUGGAGCCACAGUGAUGCAAUUUCCCAAACCACAGCUGAUUCCCUCCAGUGAUACUGAAAUGAUUAAAGACGCAUUCAUAGCGGGAACCGACGCAGUUCUAAAUUGUAUUGUGCGCAACGGAACGGGCGAUGUUAAAUUUAUUUGGUUUCUAGAUGAUCAUCUAAUCUAUGAGGGACUCUCAGCCCUCUUCGUAUCUCAGGAUGAUAAGGGCAAUGUGUCCGUGGCGCAGAUUUUAAAAAGAAAGAUGGAGCUCGAAGACAAUGGAAAAUCGCUGGUUUGCAAAGCUCGAAGCUCGCGAUGGACUAACGAGACUAGACUUAAGUUCACCAUCACUCAGUGGUCGAAAUGAUCUAAUCUAUUAAGAAAUACACAAAAAAAAUUGAUUAA